AUGAUCGGCAUGCGCAACAGAUGUGCGAUCGUGCUACAGCCGGGUCAAACAGACCACGGAGGGGGGACGCACUCUUGUGCAAAGCGAUCGUUCGGGGGAAGGACGAGCGCGCAUGGUUGUACGGUAAAAUGCGAAGCCUGUGACUAUUAUUGCGACCAAGAAGUAGGCCAUCGCGGAAAGCACUCAACAGCACACGGAAACAUGCGAAACAUGCGCUUUGUGAGUAAGGAGGAAGCUAUUGAGUGGAAGGACCACGAAUAUGCGCCAGGAGAGAAUGCGAUAGCAGAAAUGUGCAAUUUGUUCUGCUCUACUGCUGGACGAGGACAUGCUCAUUAUUUGAAAUGUGCUUACGAUAGCGUCGACCAGUGCGUUUAUUCUGGGGCACGCGACCAUCGUCGCCACUGCGAUUCGGCGCUGCUCGUACCACGGCCGACAGUAGAGGUGGAUGAAGUUUUGCACGCUGAAUACUGGGAGACGAUCGGGUGGGAGGAUCCGUGUGGAUCGGCCCGUGAGCGAGCAACAUUUGCCAAGUGCCCAUACAUGUGCCAAUCUGUCGAGCACAAAGGCGACCGGAAAGUGCCAUCUAGCUGUGAUCUGCCUGCUUGGCACGCUCCUGUUGACACUGAAUCGUACGUUGUACGCAACGGCUAUUCCUACAUCAACGGUCACCGCUUCGCGUGCUACCAUCCGUCGACUGACAUUUCGCACCACAUUUUCGUGUUGGACUGUUCGGGUUCGAUGAAAGGAAGACCGUGGACAGCUCUGAUGAAUGGGGUGCGCCGCUAUAUGUCAGGGCAGGUGCAGAGGGGCAGUAAUCAGGACAUCGUGUCGAUUGUCACAUUUGGGGAUGAUGGGCAUGUCGUGUUUGAGGGAGUAAGGAUUGGAAACGCAGCGACGCGGUGCGUGAACUUCCGAGGCGGCGGGACGUUUUACGCAGAAGGACUGAAGGCAGCGAGCGCUAUCAUUUCGCGGACGAACACGAAUAUGUAUCGACCUGUGAUGGUCUUUUUCACGGACGGCCGUCCUGCUGACGCUAAGCAAGGAUUGAAGCUCGCGAAAGAUAUCCGACAACGCUACAGCAUAUCCGGGUUGCGAGCUUUUGUGGUUGGGUUUGGCAAAGCAAGUGAGUUUGGACUGAAAGUUCUUUCGGACCAACUUGGUGGAAGUGUGCACGCGGCUGGCUCCCUUGAGGGUCUUGUGGACGCGUUUCGCUCUAUCUCGGCAUCGGUGGGGGCUCGCACGGGGCUCAUUUGCAGCAAGAACACCACCACGUAA
Hyaloperonospora brassicae is the source of this 1275-nucleotide messenger RNA. The record is from the annotation of a GenBank genome assembly. NCBI's taxonomy places the organism in Eukaryota, Oomycota, Peronosporomycetes, Peronosporales, Peronosporaceae.